This is a messenger RNA of Cantharellus anzutake, 1540 nucleotides long. RefSeq lists its product as uncharacterized. The transcript is spliced from 4 exons. Gene Ontology annotation, molecular function: RNA binding. Lineage: Eukaryota; Fungi; Basidiomycota; Agaricomycetes; Cantharellales; Hydnaceae. The coding region runs from base 457 to 1443 and encodes 328 amino acids. The record is from RefSeq and is a predicted model, not a curated record.
AAGUUGCACAGCAGUUUGCUUCGUAUGAUCAGCCUGCUGACCAAGAUCAUGAUGGCUAUGCGGGAGGCUCUAGCGAAGGUCGCUCAAUCAGACCCUCCGAGAUGCGAGAUGAAGGGUGAGCAGUGUUCUAAUGACAAUCAUCGUGCACCCCCCAUGGAUACUCCGUGUUAUACGUUUUCGGCAUCACUCCAUCGUCGAUAGAGUACACACGUCAUAAAGACUACCACUUAGCUCUAGCACCGCUAUGUCGACUACUUCGCCGUGUCACCUACGUAGUUGCCAUUAGCACAUACCCAUUGCAUUAUUGCUACAUGGAUCUAGCUCGUAGUCCACUUUCGCUCCUCUGCUUCUGGGUUACCAAAUACUAAUGGAUAUUUGUCUUUAUUAUCGCUGCUCGGUCGUUGCACUGUCUCCGGAAUUGUCUUCCAUACCUUACUGGUCGUUUAAAUCAGGAAAAUGUUUGUUGGGGGCUUGAAUUGGGAUACUACUGACGAAUCACUUCGUGCAUACUUUUCCCAAUUCGGAAAGAUCGAUGCAUGCACCAUUAUGCGAGAUCCUGCAGGACGCUCUAGAGGCUUUGCGUUUUUGACAUUUGAAGAUCCCGCGGCUGUAAAUGCUGUUAUGGUCCGAGAGCAUUACCUUGACGGAAAAAUUAUUGAUCCUAAACGUGCCAUCCCACGUCUCGAGCACCGCCGUACCCAAAAGAUCUUUGUUGGUGGAUUAGCACCAUCUGUCACUACUGAGAGCAUGAAACAAUUCUUCAAUCAAUUUGGUAAAGUUGUCGACGCCACCGUGAUGGUGGAUCGUGACUCCAGUAGGAGUAAAGGUUUCGGUUUCGUCACAUUCGAGGAUGCUCCCGCCGUUGAAAAGCUUGUGCAAAUUCAAAAUCUUGAGUUGGAGGGCAAAAUGAUUGAAAUUAAGCUUGCUCAGCCACGAGGUGCGAGUGGAAAUAACAGUAACUAUGGGGCUCAGCCUCAGCCGCGAAGUAGCCGCCCGACUCCGUUCGAUCCUAACGUCAUGGCGAUGCUUUAUCAACGCAUGAUUGCUAACGGAGGCUGGCAAGGCGGAAUGAACCCCAUGAUGAGUAUGGUGGGCGAUGGGAUGAAUCCGAUGAUGGGUGGCGGAAUGAGUGGUCGUGGAUAUGGUGGCGGUGGCGGUGGCGGAGGUGGAAAUUACUAUGGUGGGGGAAUGAUGGGGAGUGGGGGAGGUGGUCGCAUGGGAAGUGGAAGUCACGGUUACGGUAUGGGGGGAUAUGGUGGAGGUGGAUCCCCAAUGAAUCAAUACGGAGGGAGUAUUGGACCUGGUGGUGGCGGACACAUCCCCCGCGGGCCUGCCGCAAUGAGGGGCGGUCCUGGAGGACAUCCACCGCAUCAUGGAAAUGUGGGACCUACUCGCUUUCAAACCAAGGGGCAGCACAGCUACCAUCCCUAUGGGCGAUACUAGCGUCGUUUUAAGAUUUUCAUACUUUUUUUGUUCAUUACUCGUCCCUGUACUUAUUAUGACAGCCUUAUUCAACCCAUACGGGAUGCAUUUGUCUUGG